GCUGUUGGAAUCUAAUGAUUAUAAUCUUAUAUAUUGUUUUUCUUAUGGUCCAUGAUUCCUGCAGUAGUUGAUUGAAAUCUUUAAACAUAUCUUGUGUGUGAAUAAAUGACUAAUAGCAGAACAAUUUACUGGCUUACAGGAACAAUAGAGAUGGCGAUGUCACCAUAAAGAUACUGUACUGUGGGAUCUGCCACUCAGACCUUCAUUGCAUUAAGAAUGAAUGGACAAAUGCCAUCUAUCCAAUUGUCCCAGGGAAGCUUCUACCCAUGGUGCUGCACCCGCUUCGGAAUCUUAGGAAAUUUGCUUCUGUACCUGCUUCCUAAGCACUUCCAAUUCUUAUUUUUGUUUGAGAGACCUGCUUUUGCGCACCCGCAUCUGCAGCUAAAUCUGCUCCUGCAACCAACCCACUUGCUGGUAACUAUGCUGGCUGUGAACUGCUUUAUUCUAUUCAAUAUGAUAUGAUCAGAGUCGACCUUAUUUAGGAUGAGAGACAGGUGACUUGUCAGCAUUGGAGCCUUGCCAUAACCACUGCAUAUCGAAGGACGCCAAACAACUUUUGAAUGCUUGCAGCAGAAAACAGGACUUGGAGCACCGAACAGUAGUACCAGUAUACAUGAGAUUGUUGGUGUCGUUACCGAAGUGGGGAGCAAUGUACAGAAGUUCAAGGUUGGAGACAAGGUGGGGGUGGGCUGCUUGGUUAAUUCUUGCCGUUCUUGUGACAGCUGCAAACACGGUUUCGAGAACUACUGUGCCAGAUUCAUACUUACAUACAAUGCCAUCGAUACCGAUGGAACGAUGACCUAUGGAGGGUACUCUGAUACGCUAGUCGUCGACGAGCAUUUCGUUGUGCGGAUCCCUGACACCAUGCCCCUAGACAAGUGUGCCCCACUGCUUUGUGCUGGCAUCACUGUAUACAGCCCAUUGAAGUAUUUUGGACUCAAUGAAGCAGGGAAGCAUGUUGGGGUGGUCGGCCUUGGAGGGCUCGGCCAUGUAGCUGUGAAGUUUGCCAAAGCCUUUGGAGCGAAGGUCACAGUGGUUAGUUCAUCCCCUAAGAAGGAGAAGGAAGCAAUUGAAAAUUUGGGAGCUGAUGCCUUCAUUGUUAGCAGUAACCCCAAGCAAAUGCAG
Elaeis guineensis (African oil palm) is the source of this 1125-nucleotide messenger RNA. NCBI's taxonomy places the organism in Eukaryota, Viridiplantae, Streptophyta, Magnoliopsida, Arecales, Arecaceae. The record is from RefSeq and is a predicted model, not a curated record.